Molecule: messenger RNA, 1909 nt
Organism: Linum trigynum
Lineage: Eukaryota; Viridiplantae; Streptophyta; Magnoliopsida; Malpighiales; Linaceae
Source: the annotation of a GenBank genome assembly
GUCCUUGAAGGAAGAACUAGGGAAGAACACAAACAAAACAGAGGCAAAGGCGGAGUUGGGAAGAGCAACUUCAACACACGAAAUAGGGGAAGAGGCUCGAUCCAAUUAAGGUGCAACUCGUCCACGAUUGAUGGGGUGAAUCAAUCGAUGCUAAGUUUAUAUUGUAGAGAGUUCGAUUGAAGUUUUAUAUUGUAGAUAACUCGAUUUGUGGUGUUCUACAACUCAUCUUUAUUCUAAUUUAUGUCAAAGACAAUUGAGAUUUUGAUUGUAUACAUAUUUUCAUUUUCUGUAUGUUUUGUUUAUCAUUAGUUUGCUUUAAUCUACAACUACACAAAAGCUAAAUAAGUCAAUGACAACAAAAACUUCUUCCAUAUCAACAUCAUUGAUAAAUCUCCACCCUAUAAACUUUGUAUGGCUAUUGUGUAUUUUAUGUGGCACUCGCAACAAAACUUAUUAUUUGCUUAAAUAACGAGAGAGAGAAUUAUCCAAAAAGCAAAAAAAAAAAAAAAACUGGAAAAUAUAUUAAUGUGAAAUAUAAUAAAAUGAAUCAUGAAAAAAUAUAAUAAAAUAUAAAAAUAAGAAUAUAAACUACACCAAUAUUGAUCAAAGUACAAAAUGUAUAAAUCGAAAUGUAAGUCUGGAGAACAAUAUGAAAAAUUUGAAUUUUAAUUUUUAAGAACGAUAAGUAUUAUGAAUUUAAACAAUGAUUAAUUUGUCAAUUAUAUUAACCAAAAAGUGAAAAACAUUUUUGUAUGAACAAAAAGUGAAACCUGGUUAAUGCGAGUCCCGCAGAGGUCGUUGGCAGUUAUUUGGGUCCCCCAUCUCCGUUUUUUGCUUUCACCUCCAAACCAAAAAAAAAAAAAAAAAACACAUUUCUCUUUGUCGUCCGUCCAAACAAUUUCCGAUUCAUUUCUUCUCACCACGCUCAAUCUCAAACAUUCAAUUCAAUUCCAUUCCCCGCGCCGGCUGUCUCCCACCCUGACAUUCUCCGACCGCGAUUAUGUCAGGUUCUCCAUGGUCGCGUCCUGAAUCUUCAAUCCAUCGUCACACCCAGAUCUCAUCUUGAAAAAAAAUUGCGUUAGCAGUAAUUAAUAAUGUCGAAUUAUGUAGAUUUCAACCAGAAGAUAGAUUACGUGUUCAAGGUCGUGUUGAUUGGGGAUUCAGCAGUAGGGAAAUCGCAGCUCUUGGCCCGUUUCGCCAGGAACGAAUUCAGCAUCGAUUCCAAGGCCACCAUUGGCGUGGAGUUCCAGACCAAGACCCUCAGCAUUGACAACAAGACCGUCAAAGCCCAGAUUUGGGACACCGCUGGCCAAGAAAGGUACAGGGCAGUGACGAGCGCGUACUACAGGGGAGCGGUGGGGGCGAUGUUGGUAUACGACAUGACGAAACGGCAGUCGUUCGACCACAUGGCGCGGUGGCUGGAGGAACUCCGGGGGCACGCCGACAAGAACAUCGUGAUCAUGCUGAUCGGGAACAAGUGCGACCUGGGGAGUCUCCGGGCGGUGCCGCAGGAAGACGCCCAGGAGUUUGCGCAGAGAGAGAACCUCUUCUUCAUGGAGACGUCGGCGCUGGAGUCCACCAACGUCGAGACCGCAUUCUUGACCGUGUUGACGGAGAUUUACCGGAUCAUCGGCAAGAAAACCUUGACCGCCAACGACGACUUCGACCCCAAUUCCGGGCUGUUGAAAGGGACGAGGAUUAUUGUCCCCGGCCAGGAUACCGACGCCGGCAAGAGAGGCGGCUGUUGUGGCUAGUUAGUUCCUCUAGCUGACCAAUUGAUUUGUUGUUGGUUUCUUUUUUUCUGGGUAGGGAAUUAAGGAUACAAUUUGUGACUUGAUGAUCAAUUUCUUCGUCUUGAAGGAGCCGAAUUAGAAAAGUGGUUAAUUAGUAAUGAAUUUGUCGAUGUUAA